Messenger RNA from Saccostrea echinata, 3337 nucleotides. RefSeq names its product lipid droplet-regulating VLDL assembly factor AUP1-like. The record is from RefSeq and is a predicted model, not a curated record. Gene Ontology annotation, molecular function: ubiquitin binding; acyltransferase activity. The coding region runs from base 108 to 1319 and encodes 403 amino acids. Gene Ontology annotation, cellular component: membrane. Lineage: Eukaryota; Metazoa; Mollusca; Bivalvia; Ostreida; Ostreidae. The transcript has 12 exons.
GCACUGAAACCAAGAUGUCUGCCCCCAUGAAAAACUCGAAAAAUAUGUAGAAAGUUUUAAAAGUUAUUUUUCUUGUUUCGCUCGCCUGCUCUAACUUAUGAAUUGAGAUGGAAUCGUUAUUUAAUGUUAACAGGAUUCCUGACAGCAAGACAAAGCUGAUGACAGCCCUGUACUUCCCUUUUGGUGUUGCUCUGGUCAUCAUUAGACUCUUCAUUACAUUACAUGCUCUCUUGGUUACCUGUAUAUUGCCAAAAUGUGCUGCUACUAGCUUUAUUCUGAAGACAAUAUUUGGAGUGAUUGGUAUACAAGUCGUCAUUCAGGAAGAUAGGAGAAGAGAUAAAGAUGCUAAAGUGAUUGUAUCCAAUCAUGUGUCAAAUUUGGAUCACAUGAUCAUUGAUUUUAUCAUUGCUAACAUAACACCUGACAUAGUGGGCCUGUCAUCCUUCAUGCAGUGGCUAACUGGCUUCAAGGACUUUGGUUCUUCUAAAGGAGCCGAUGUCUUAGAAGAGAAUAUCAGAAAGUUUGUCAGAGAAUCCAAGUUCCCUGUGUUGCUUCAUCCAGAAAAGGCCACAACAAAUGGAACAGGACUUCUCAAAUUCAUGUCUUUCCCCUUCAGCCUCGGGAAGGUUCAACCUGUAGCGCUGCAGGUUACAAGGUGGCCAAUGACAAUGGCUGUGACAACACUAACCAGUAACAUAUAUCAAGACUUUCUCUGGAGUCUGUUUGUGCCAUACACAAUAUACAAAGUCAAAUUACUACCAGAAGAAGAGUGUGGGGAAGGGGAGAGUGUGGAGGACUUCACUGAGAGAGUAAGGAAAAACCUAGCCGAGAGCCUGGAUAUCCCCAUGACAGAGUACACGUGGUCGGACAAACAAGACCUCAUCAGAAGACUGGAAGAAGAGGAAGCCAGAAAACGGGAACAACAGAACAAUACAAGACAAAGACUUGCAGCACCUCAUAGAGCAAGUUCUGACCCAGAGUUACAGAGAAUGGUCCAACAAGUCCGGGAUGUUUUACCCGACACAUCAGAAGCAGUUAUAUUGAAAGAUCUAGAAAAAACUCGUGAAGUGGAUCUAACAAUUACCAAUAUACUGGAGGGAAAAAUCUCCGUGGAACCUCAGAAAAAUUCACAAUCAACAGACAAUUUGUUACACAUAAGAAAGAAAAUAAAUGUACACAUAGCACCAUCUCAACAGAAAUAUGGCGACACUACAUUCCACACGGCAGCACCGAGUCGUAUGUUAUCUCUAGAGGAAAGAAAACAAAUCAUGCUGGAAACAGCUCGGCAGCGGUAUAAAGAAAAACAUGGACUUCUAUAGUAACAGGAGAGCAGAAUAGACAAGUUAACAAAUUUAUCAGAUGCUGUUUUCCCCUAUUUCAACUUUUCUUUCAUGAAAUUAGAGGAAUUUUCAUGAAGGCUGACAUCUCUUCCUGAAAUACUACUUUUUCUUUUAUUUUCUCUUUCCGUCCACAGUAUUGCUCUAGCAAUUUUAUUUGAUUUUUUUUUUUGGUCGAAUUGUGGAUCUCUUUGAGUUAACAAAUUCCAAAAGUAUUUCGUUUUGUAAUGUAAAUGUCCAAUGACAUGCUACUGUGGUAAAAAUACAUGUACAUGUAAGUAAAGAAAGCAAAAUAUUACAAAGUUAAAAUGUACAAAAAAAGUUUAUUUUUAAAGACAUGUGGCUAGAAAUAAGAAACAAACAUAUACAAAGCUAGGGCUUGGUAAUGGGAUUUUACUUAGUUAAAAGUAUGGCAAGUUCAGAAAAAGACUUUCAAUGGCUUUAGUUCAUGUUCUCUAGUCAGAUUUUCAUUGAAUUUCAUUGAUUUACAAAAUGUAGGCAAUAUUUUUGUCAGUAUUCAAGUCUUUACCUAGUACAACUUCAGUAUCAUAUGCAUACUAAGGUGUUUGUAGCAUAUGAAAGAUUUAUUUUAGGUUCUUUCUAAUGAGAAAAAACUUGGUACCUAUCAUUCUGAAGUAUUUUAUCUAUGGUAUUUGGUAUAUACAUGUGUUAUGUAUGCAGUGAGAGUGAUUGAAUGAUUAUAGUACACAUGUAUUAGUUCAUAUACAAAGCAUACUGUAGCGUUUCAGGUAAGAACAUAAAAUUUGAGAUUUAUAUCGUACACACUGUUUACCAACCUUAAACUCUGACUAACUGAUCUGAUAGUUCAUCAUUAAUUCUACAAGUUGACUAAGAACAUUUGUACUUCAGUCUUCAUACAAUGUACAUGUAUGUGCAAUUGGGUGGUGAUUGGAUAUCAAAAUUUUUACUUGAGGGAUACAUUGAAUGUGGGACAUUCAAUGCUGGCAGCAUAAGGGGUAUAAUUCUAUAGAUAGCAUAUGUACGUGUAUGUUGAUGUACUUUCAGAUAUCUUGUUUCGUGGAUGUUGAUGUACUUUCAGAUAUCUUGUUUCGUGGAUAUAGAAGGUACUGUUAAAGUUAUGAUAAGGCCAUGAACAUGCCAGAGGGUCAAAUAAAUGCAUUAUUUGUGAGCAUAGUUUAUGCAUCAAAGUAUAAACACAUGCAAAGAGGUGUUAAGGACAUUUUUAUAGUUCUUAGUUAUGUGUAACUUCUGUGGAAAUGAUUGUAUUCAAGGAGAGGAAUUCUUUGAUAAAGAUACAAAAAAUUUGAGAAGCUUUUGUAAAUAUGGAUACCCAUAACAGAAUUAAGUAGAUAUUUCUGUGUAGUUGAUUCUGAAGCUCAAAAUUGCAAUAUAAUGAAAGAGAAACCAUUGCAGGCUGUGCUCAAUAUUCAAGGAUGUAUUAAAUAAGGGUCUUCCAUGUUGUAUUGAUACAAUAUGUAUUUUGAGUGUGGAGUGUUGAGAUUGAUUAAAUAGAAGUUCCAUUUCUGUUUAAUUUUGUAUUAAUAGCCUGUUUACUCUGUCCAUUAAAUCCCUUAAGUAUGUGUGUACAUUGUUAAGUAUGAAACAAACACCUGACUUUCAAUCUGAAGAGCUGUUUUUAAUGUAUUUAUAUUUAAUUAAGAGGUUAUGAAUGUCCAUAUUAUUAUUACAACAGUAUAUAUUGGUAUGUUUGUGUUAUUAUUAUAAAAGAAAAUCCCUUGAGCAGACAUUUUUGGACAAUUAUUUUCUUGUGUUGAGCCAUACCUUGGUGAAGGUAGAGAUGAGAUGCAGAUACACUGUUGUACAUUGAGUCCAGUUCUGUGUUUUUCUUUGAAGUGCUCAUUUGAUGUAGAAUUGCUUUGGAUGAUAAAACCCCCAGUAAUUGAUAGGUUUAUUAAACAUAUGUUUGUUCUUAAUGCAAUAAGAGAUAUGUCUGAGAAAUAAUCACAAUAAUUGUUACCAUUGAUAGAAAUAAAUGUCAUUUAAGAUGUUAAAGAAGA